UCACAAAGCCAUGUUCCCAGUUUAUCAUCUCUAGUCAGCUUCUUGCGAUGAAUUCCAAACUUUAGCCGGAACAAAAAACAAACAAAAAAAUAAAAAGCUGUAGACUGGAAAGAAUUUUGAAUGUGGGUCGAAAGGUCGGCACGUUGAGGAAAAACUGGUUUUUACUCACCUACUUGGAGAAUCAGACCCGGUUUUUUUCCAUAUACAGGAUACACAAGUAUAAGAAACCCAGAUGGCUUGCCCUUUUCCAGUAUUGUAGACUAGUCGACGGAAGCAGGAUAGAAAAUGAAGCCGUCCUCCUAUCAUGUUGUUCAUUUGUUUGCCAUAGCCUUUGUUUUAUCUGGAAUCAGCUGUCUGCCACAAGCUCUCUUAAUAGACGACGAUGUAACCUCCAUUGGUGAGUCUGACUCUGUCCUUGAAAGACAGAUGAUUCCAAUGCUAUUAAACAUGAGUCGAGGAUCAGCGUCAGCUGAUUCGAAUGUUGCGGAAGAAUAUUGGUCAUCGGGUCUCUCGGCCACAGCCAACGUCAAACGUUUUAAAGCCAUCCGAGCCGGCCUGCUAUUGAAUUUAAAUGAGAGCGUCCGAGACCUGACGAACUCUAUCAAGAAAAACGACCUUAAGGAAGCGGAAUAUUACCUGAGAAAGAUGAAUGAUAAGUGGAACAGGAUUGAGAGCCUACAAAAAACCAUUAUUCAAUUAAUUCCAGAUGAUGACCUCGAAAUGUUGGUAGAAGAAUCGAAAUUAUUCGAAGACAAUCGCGAUGUUGUUGAUCGUCAACGUGAAAUGGCCACCAACUUCCUGCUAAAAACUGUCCGUUAACACCUUCCACGGAUGUUUACCUACCAUUAUCAAUAUAAAUUACAGAAUCCAUCGAUAUUUAUUGUUGAAAAAGAAACACAGAAGCAAUACAUAUGUUACAUUCCACAGUUUUAAUAAACCGUUACGUUAAACGUUAAAUAAACCGUUAAAAAGCA
Daphnia magna is the source of this 974-nucleotide messenger RNA. RefSeq lists its product as uncharacterized. NCBI's taxonomy places the organism in Eukaryota, Metazoa, Arthropoda, Branchiopoda, Diplostraca, Daphniidae. Bases 286 to 819 code for a protein of 177 amino acids. The transcript is spliced from 2 exons. The record is from RefSeq and is a predicted model, not a curated record.